Messenger RNA from Paraglomus brasilianum, 714 nucleotides. NCBI's taxonomy places the organism in Eukaryota, Fungi, Glomeromycota, Glomeromycetes, Paraglomerales, Paraglomeraceae. The record is from the annotation of a GenBank genome assembly.
AUGGAUCAACGACUACCUCCCGAUUGGAAGGCAGAAUAUGACUCGAAUUCAGGACAGUACUAUUACGUUGAUACUCGCACAGGUCAGUCACAGUGGCAGCCUCCAGGAGAUGUGACACCAAGCACGCAUAUACCCUCGCCAUAUCCAGAACCAUCACAACACAGUUCAGGCAUGCCCAACGCCUCUCCACGGGGACCAGGCAUGCCAACCGCCUCUCCACAAGGUCCAGGCAUGCCCAACGCCUUCCCAUUCGGGCCAAGCAUGCCCACUGCUUCUGCUCACCCAUCAUCGGAUGGGUAUUCCGCCUCUUCGGUCCCUUCUUCUUAUGCAAGCCCUCCCCCUUAUACAUCCACACCAUCUUAUGACGUCCCUACCGCAUCACCAUAUGGUGCCUCCCCCUAUCCACCGGAUCCGUCCACAUACAAUCCUACUACUUACCCUGCUGAGAAACAUUCGGGAGGUGGAGAGGCGUCAGCCUACUUUGGGUCGGCCCAAUCACAAAACCCACCAACAUCAUACCCACAAGGAGCUUAUGAUUCUCAGGGUACGGAAGAUCCUAAUGACCCCAGGGCAUUUAAGCUUGGUGGUAUGAAUACAACGACUGUUGCAGCUGGCGUAAUUGGUGGUGCUGCGUUGGCUUAUGCACUAGGACACCAUAAGAAGCAUAAGAAGCAUAAAAAGAAAAAGUGGGGGAAAGGAUGGAAAUGGAAAUAG